Nerophis lumbriciformis (worm pipefish) is the source of this 1602-nucleotide messenger RNA. NCBI's taxonomy places the organism in Eukaryota, Metazoa, Chordata, Actinopteri, Syngnathiformes, Syngnathidae. The record is from RefSeq and is a predicted model, not a curated record.
AUGCUAUGCAUUGGCCUCUCAAGUGUUCCUCCUCUGUCUUCAUCCACAACUGCCCUCUACUUCUCCAGCUUCAACAUUGCCUAUUUGAAAGCAGAGGACCUUACUUCCCUAACUAAUGUAAUAACGUUUGCUAUCGACAACACGACUUUGAGGGAGGUUCAACCUGGCACGUUUGAUUCCCCUGUGAACUUAAAAGCCUUGGCAGUUACUGGAACUGAAUUGCAAGAUCUACCUGAGGCCUUAUUCCAAAAUCUUCAUUUGCUUGAGACUCUGAACCUAAACAGAAACAAGCUUGGGUUACUUCAUCCAAAAUGGUUCUCCACAAUCAAAGUUCUAUCUCACCUUGAUCUCUCUCAGAAUCAACUAAGCUCAUUACCCGUGGAAGCUUUUCAACCGCUUACUAAGCUGGAGUACUUGAUGCUCUCAAGAAAUUCCAUCAGUCAGUUGUUUAGUGAGACUUUCAAAGGGCUAUCAAAGCUAAAAUAUCUUCGACUAAAUAAAAAUUUGCUCAGGGCAAUCCCCAGUGGAUGUUUCGAUGAUCUCCAAAAUGUAGAGGAACUAUCCCUACAGGACAAUAUGGUUACUCAUCUCCAACAUGACUUGUUCUCAAAGACUACAAAACUCACAAAGCUGUUCCUCUCAAACAACCAACUGAGGACUCUUCCACAAGGACUCUUGUUGCACCUUCCCAAUCUAGCCCAGAUUUCCUUGUAUGAAAACCAGCUGGAAAAUUUGCAUCCAGGGGUUUUUGGUCCCAUGCCCCUGGAAGAGUUAUGGCUGUAUGACAACAAACUGGGACGUAUAGAGGAUUACACCUUUAAAAAUCUCACUCGGCUACGUCUCCUGGUGCUUAGUCGCAACAGGAUAAGCUAUGUAUCUCCCGGAGCCUUUCAAGGGUUGGAACAGAUAGGUGAAAUAUCACUUCACACCAACCUGCUGGAAACAUUACAAGCUGGGACAUUCCAAGGUCUUCCCGGCCUGGUAAAUAUUUCUCUGGAGCACAAUUCUAUCAGUUAUCUGCCUGCUGGAUUUCUCGAAGGCCUGAGUCACUUGGGACAGAUUGACCUGAGAAAUAACACUCUUGCAAACCUGCCUCAGCAAGAUCUUGACGCGCUUUCUGUGGCAGAGGAGGUGCUUCUUCAGCAGAACCCUUGGAGGUGUGAUGAGGAUAUUCUGCCUCUUCGCACCUGGAUGAGAAAGCAUCCUUUAAAGGUCAACCAAAGCCUUGUGGUGUGUGAUACUCCACUAAAUCUGAGUGGGGAGAUAAUUGCUUUGCUGAGAGAAGAAGACUUGGGGGAGCAGAGUUCUACACAACAGACACCGCUGAUCUCAACGGGGAACAGGAGGAAACCAAACAUCCCGCCAGUGAAAAGUACUUCUUCACCUGCUGUGAUGACAACAUCGUCCUCAGAGUAUGAAGUGACGAGAAACGGACAGGGGGAGGAGGGACACGUUCCGAACUAUACUUCCAUCAUCCUCAUUGUCAUCGCUGUUGUUGCCACAAUCAUCAUAAGUGCCACCAUUAUUGGCUGUCUAUACUGGAGAAGGAACAAGAGAGGACAGGGACAUAUAGGCCAUAGGAGCAGGAACUCAGUGCUGUAA